Molecule: messenger RNA, 504 nt
Organism: Gastrolobium bilobum
Lineage: Eukaryota; Viridiplantae; Streptophyta; Magnoliopsida; Fabales; Fabaceae
Product: RING-H2 finger protein ATL70
Exons: 1
Coding region: 1-504 (167 amino acids)
Source: RefSeq, a predicted model, not a curated record
AUGAACAACACAACUGAUUCCUCUGGAUUCCUUGGUUCCAAUGACAUCAAUGGCUUUGGCUAUGGCAUAGGAAUUUCAAUUGGAAUUCUCUUACUCAUCACAACCAUCACACUCACUUCCUACUUCUGCACAAGGACACAGGCUCCAACUGCUCCAGCUUCAAGGAGAAGCAUCCCUAUGUUCCUGGAACCACGACAUUCAAUAGUUGAUGUUGGCCUAGAUGAAGCAACAAUUCUGAGUUAUCCAAAGAUGCUCUACCCUGAAGCCAAGCUCAGAAAAUCUGAUUCAACAGCAACAUGUUGUUCCAUAUGUCUAGCAGAUUACAAGGCUACUGAUAUGCUUAGGGUAUUGCCUGAUUGUGAGCAUCUAUUCCACCUCAAGUGCAUAGACCCUUGGUUGAGGCUUCAUCCUUCUUGUCCUGUCUGUAGAACUUCUCCAAUCCCAACACCCCUCUCAACACCUCUGGCUGAAGUGGUUCCAUUAGCAAGCAGGCGAGAUUCUUAG